CCCGUGGUGCUCUUGCUCCCGCUGCAGUUGCUGUUGCUGCAUCGCUUGCCGUAGCCCUCUUCCUGCCUGAGGCGUUCCGUGGACCCCCCCUUCACACAGCUCUUUUGCCAUCUCCGCGAUGCCCCGCUCCGUGGCCGCGCUCUUGCUCCUGGCGCUCCCGCGCGCCCUGGGGCUCCAGCUCCAGGAGGGCGCGGAUCCGGAUCCAGAGCAGGCGCGGGAGGACGAGCUGAAGUACUCGACGGUCACCGGGCCAGCCUCGGGCGACCCGAAGAUUCUGGGACUGUACGGCAAGCGGUUCCAGAUCCACCGCCCAGGAGAUCACGCGCUGCUGGUUGUGCCCAACGCCAAGAAGCGCCACGGCAGCCUGCUGGAGGUGUCGGCUCUGGUUAAGGAGCUGGAGAUCGGGGACCCGUGCCUGCUGUUCAUCAAGAAGAUCACCCUGACCGGCAGCUGGCUCGGCGGCACGACCGUGCAGGUGCGCGCGCAGGGCACCAGCUCCGACUUCGCGCUGAAGGUGGACCCGAAGAAGCACGACAGCCCCUGGAAGCCCUUCAAGAACAUGACCGGGUGGGAGCAGUUCAUCCACAAGGACGAGGGUUCCGGCAUGGUCACCACGGUUAAGGGCGUGAUCGGCAGGCGCGAGGGCCACAGCGAGGACAUCAAGGGGCCCUUCGAGCACCGCUUCCUGUUCCGCGUGGGCACAGAGGACCAGAAGGCCAAGAAGCUCGAGAUCGACGUUUCGAUGCCGAAGCCCGGGCGUCAGUACUUGACCGUCAAGGUGGCGCACGUGAAGGGUCUCGGUGAGGAGAGGAGCAAGAGCCUGCAGGGCCUCCUGGGGCUCGACAGCAAGGCAGUGACCAAGUCCUACGAGACCCACCAGAAGAGCCUGGAAGUCCGCGAGGAGUGCAAGGACUCGGCCACCGGGACCAAGGCGUCCGAGCUGCUGGCACUGUCUGGCGGCCUUUCUCGCGCCAUCGCCCACUGGGAGUGAGCGCGGCCGCGUCCAGCUGCAACACGGCCUUUGAUCAGGAUGUGCAUUUUGAGUAUUGGAACCUUCUGCUAUGAAGGCAGCGCGUGAACCUCAAGCAGUUGUUCCAUGUGUGUGCGCACUAUACGGUGAGCAAGCUUGUUCAGCAACUUAGAAAGCGCCUUCCACAGACAGCGGCGUGCCCUGUGCAACUUGUGGGGCAACUUAAGGCGUGCUA
Molecule: messenger RNA, 1205 nt
Organism: Prorocentrum cordatum
Lineage: Eukaryota; Dinophyceae; Prorocentrales; Prorocentraceae
Source: the annotation of a GenBank genome assembly